AUGGUGAAGUACGGCAUUGAAAUAUUUGCCAGAGUAAAGCCGGGAAAAGGACGUCUCGGGGUGAGAAAUUUAACAUGUGUUUUACUGUUUUUACUGUUUGAUUUGUCAGUACAUGUUCAUAAACCUUAUAGUUCAUUUUAAUUCUACAAUUUUUCACUCUAUGUGCUAAUAUUAUAUAUCGUUAAGGACUUUUGUACUGUUGUAUGUAACACUGAAUAAUGAAUUUGACAGCCUUUUUUUACCCAUCCAUUUUCAAUUUUGACAUCGUGUACCUUAAUAGCACCUAGACCUAGUUUAUUUAAUACCUUGUAAACUUAAUUUCCUAAAAAAAAGUCAUUUAUAACUCCAUCAUUCUUUAGAACUACUAAAAUUUCAUACAAAUAACAUAUUCUUGCAAUUCAUCUUUAAAUGUUAAGUUUAAACUACUUCCAAAUGUGUUUCUUUGUGUUUGUGUGUUUAAACAAGAAAGAUUGAUAUUCUUGAAUCACUUUAUUUCGUCCAGGAUUGUGAUUGUGAAGAUGGGGAAGAUGGCUAUUCCUAUGUAUCAUUCCAUGUCCCAAAAGAUCUCGCUCGAGAUUUUAUCAACAACAAGAAGGAAAUGUACAAGUUCAGGUAUUGUGAUUGAGUUCACUAUAACAGGUGGUCUGCUGAUAAAUAUUGUUCUUACUACACCAGUGAAUGAAGUCCAACCUUUCUUAAUCUUCCCUUGGGGUCGUCCAUGUAUGCAACUAAGGGGGGCAUAAUCAGAAUUUUUGCACAUGCAUAUUGUUUAAAUUAUAUCAUUUCUGAUAUAUGCUGUGUUGGUCUAAUGUACUCAGGUGAAUAAGAUGCUUGUGUGAUGUUACUCUGAGUGUAUAUCCACACCGGGCAGGCCUGAAAACUAUGCCUGGCCACAGUGGUAUUUGAACCUAUGACCUUUGGAAUACUAGCCCAAUGCUCUGCCAACUGAGCUACACGGUCAGGUCGGUUCGAGUCAGGAACUAGACUCAGUUCCGAAAUAUCGCACACUCGAACCGACCUGAGCAUUGGGCUAGUAUUCCAAAGGUGACGUAGGUGGCCAGGCAUAUUUUUCAGGCCUGCCCGGUGUGGAUAUACACUCAGAGUAACAUCACACAAGCAUGAUAUCAUUUCUAUUGUUCUUUGCAUACAAAGGGGGGAGGGAGGGGGUAAAAUUUGCAAACUUUUUUGCUUAUGUACAAAAUGUACAUGGCCUCCUAAUGCACUGAUCAAUCUGAAUGUGACAUCCCCUCCCUAGGCAUAUAUGAUUGUUAGGAUGUUUAACAGUUUCAUUUCAAGCUUGACCAAUAUAUAAUAUUGCUUUGCAAAGUGUUUGCAACAGAUUAUAGAAUGUUUUUACACCAAAACUAAUUAAUAACUAUUAUUAUAUAUGAAUAACUUUUCAGAUUCAAUAAAGCUUUUGACAGACAUACGAAACAGGAUGAUAUAUUUGAACAUGUAGCCAGAGGCGUUAUUGACAAGUAUGUUGACUUUAAUGACAACUUAUGUCAAGCUACGGUGAGCAACAACAAAAAUAUCUAACUUGCACCACUUGAUAACACCUGAUUUCUAUCUGGCCCCCAGCAGUGUGUGAGAAAAUGUUUUCUACUUUUUUUGUUCCGCAGUCAGUGGAAAAUAACAUUUAAUUUCCAAUUUCUUCUGUGGGGGAAGUGUGGAUGUUUUAUGAAAUGACCCAUUCUAUAAAUAAUAUCCAUGCUAAUAAUAAACUUUUUAAAAGUAAAUUAUUAAUUUGAUUCUUGUAGUGUUUUAUCAGGAUUUAAUGGAACAAUAUUUGCAUAUGGACAGGUAACAUAAUUGCCUCAUUAUUGAACUAACAAGUGACUCAUUAUUGAACUAACAAGCUACUCAUUAUUGAACUAACGAGCUACUCAUUAUUGAACUAACGAAUUACUUGUUAUUUGAACUAACGAACUACUCAUUAUUGAACUAACAAGCUACUCAUUGAACUAGCAAGUCACUCAUUAUUGAACUAACAAGAUACUCAUUAUUGAACUAAUGAGCUACUCAUUAUUGAACUAACAAGCUACUCAGUGAACUAGCAAGUGACUCAUUAUUGAACUAACAAGAUACUCAUUAUUGAACUAAUGAGCUACCCAUUAUUGAACUAGUGAGCUACUCAUUAUUGAACUAAUGAGCUACUCAUUAUUGAACUAAUGAGCUACUCGUUGAAUUAAUGGGUGACUCAUUAUUGAACUAACGAGCUACUCAUUGAACUAGCGAGUGACUCAUUAUUGAGCUAACGAGUGACUCGUUAUUACAGACAGGAUCUGGAAAGACAUUCACAAUCACUGGAGGAGCAGAACGAUAUGCAGACAGAGGAAUAAUACCAAGAACCCUAUCAUACAUGUUUGGAUGUUUUGAAAAAGUAUGUAGUCACUUAAGGUUACUUCACAUGAUGAAUCAACCUCGUUCCCAGGCUCUUUGCUCUUGAUGAUGAAUGUGUGUUUUAGUCUAUUGAACAUGGCUCAACAAAUUUUAGGUGUAACUUUACCAAAUUUUUAGUGAAGGAAGCCAAGAAAAUGCUGAUUUUCGAAAAUCUUCAUUUGAUGGGUGUUCUGUUUAAACAUGUCCAGUACUGGCUGACUAAAGAAAUAUAUAAAUAUCCCAUAAAAAAAAUCAAAAUAUGUUUAUAGUUUACCUCAAUGUUUGUCUACAUAUCUCGAUUUCAAUCAUCAUAAAAAAAAGAGGUAAAAAAGAGGUGUCCGGAAAAUUUCUCUUCUUCAAUGGUUUUUCUGAUAUGACGUUUUCUUUGACAACUUGGUGAAUAUCAGUGACAAAUCCAAGAAUCAGGGCAUAUCAGAAAAACCACUAAAGAAGAGACAUUUUCCGCACACUUUUUUACCGUGCCUAUGAAGAUUCGAAUUGCGAUAUCUAGACAAAUGUUGAGGUAAACUAUAAACAUAUUUUGAUCUUUUUAUGAAGGUACUUAUAUAUUUAUUCAGUCAAUGAGUCAGCCAAUACUGAAAAUGUUUAAACUGAACACCCAUCAAAUGAAAAUUUUCGAAAUCAGCAUUUUCUUGGCUUUCUUCACUGAAAAUUUGGUAAAGUUACACCAAAAAUUCGUUGCUCCAUGUCCAAUGGAUUAAAACACACGUUCAUCGUGUGAAGUAAGCUUAAGAUAUUGACGUAUAUAUUUACUAUAUAGUCAAACUCUUGUUAUAUUAGUUUCUAAUGCCCUGACUAAAUUAAAACAAUGCCAUCCACCCACCCACCUCCUGGAAAAUUUGCAAGCACCAUAUCCCCCCUAGCAUCUGGUACACCCCCCUAGAGUAUCUGAAAACUCCUCCCUGGAAUUUCCAAACUUCACCAACAACUCUCCCACCACCCUUGGAACCCCCCCCCCCCUUCAUGAAUCAUGGCCUAACUCACUAAAAAUGGGAAAUAUUAAAUUACUUAGAACCCAGAGUAUGUGUACACAUCUCAUGUGUCGUAUCUUGAAGUUUACAAUGACAAUGGCUAUGAUCUCUUGGAUCCAAAACAUGAAGCAUCAAAACUUGAAGAUUUGCCGUAAGUUGCAAGAAAACUUGAUGUCCUCAAUAAAACAACUUUCUGCUACUGUGUAUAAAUGACUCAUCAUAGCAUUCUGCCUGCAGAAAAAUUGGUUUGAUGGAAGACAAUGAUGGAAAUAUACAUUUAAAGAACCUUUCCUUACACCAAGCAAACAAUGAAGAGGAAGGUACAGAACUACAUAUUUUAAAUUAUCAGUGUUUCAAUGGACCUUUCCCCUUAUAACUAAAAUUUUGAUCUAGACAAAAGUUUCAUCACAGCUUGAAAGAGCAUCACAAAAUUAGUAAUAUUCCAAAGUUUCAUUGCGAAAUGUUUUAAAAUGCGGAUAAUAUAGCAUUGCGAAGUUUGCAAUUUUCAGUCAUUUUGUAUUACGCACAGGAAAUUGACAGCCCAAUCGGGUGUGGGGCAUCAAUUUCCCAUUUGUAAUACAAAAUGACUGAAAAUUGCAAAUUGUGCAAGGCUAUAUUAUCCGCAUUUUACAACAUUUCGCAACGGAACUUCGGAAUAUUACUAAUUUUGUGAUGCUCUUUUAAGCUGUGAUGAAAUUUUGUCCAGACUUGUUUAGAUCAAAAUUUCACUCAUAAGGGGAAAGGUCAAUUGGGCAUCCAAUAGCUCCAUGGUCCGAGGUGUCACUUCUUGGGUAGCCCAUGACAAGGUUAACUCUUGACAAGAGACAGAGUAAAAUAAUAACGUAGGGCUCAGAAAUUAAAUUUUGAACAAGUGAUGUGACUCCAUUUGGACAUGCCAAGUUUCUCCAAAUCAUUUGAAGUGUUUUUUUUAACCUUCCAAUUGUCUCUUUCAUUUAGCGCUAAAUUGGUUGUUUCUUGGAGAUACAAAUAGAAUGAUUGCUGAGGUAUUAGAUAUGACAGAUAGUACAGAACAAUGAUCAAAACAGUCCUUGUAUUUUCCUCAUUAUAUACAGUAGCCUGUACUCUUUUUGAUUUAUCUAAUUAUACAUAAAUGGUACAAUAACUCUUCCUAGACACCAAUGAACCAAGCAUCAACAAGAUCACAUUGCAUCUUCACAAUUCAUGUUUCUGCUAGAGAACCUGGUUCAGCGACAUUGCGAAGAGCCAAGUUACAUCUUGUUGAUCUGGCUGGGUACGGAAAAAAAAUAAUUACAUAAUAAUUACUGUAGUUAUUUAUUGAUAAUUAGUAAUGAAUAAUUUGUGCUUGCAGGCAAAACUUUCAAGAAUAUUCAUGCUUACGUGUCAUAUAAUAUUUAACAAAAAUGUUUCUUAGUUCUGAGAGAAUUCACAAGAGUGGUGUUGAUGGGACAAUUUUGACUGAAGCAAAAUAUAUCAACCUUUCACUACACUAUCUUGAACAGGUUAGAAAUGAAAAAUAAUAAUUAGCAUUCUAAUUGAAUACCGUUCAACAUUCUAAUUGAAACAUAUCGCAUUAUCUUGCCCAUGUAACGUGAGAUUAGAAUGCAUAGAAAGGUCGAAACGUCUAAGUGACUGUUUUUACAGCAUGAAUAUUGAUUUCUCCAAACAUGUUUUCAGGUGAUUGUGGCUUUGUCUGAGAAAUCAAGAACUCACAUUCCGUAUCGUAAUUCGCUUCUUACUUCAGUGCUAAGAGACAGGUAAGAACUAGUUAAACUCCAAUAAUUUAUGGGUCAAGAAUUGUUCACUAUUUUAUGGUUUCGUAUGUUAACAGUUGAAUAAUGUAGAACUAUUCUUUUUGCAUUUAGUUUGGGAGGGAAUUGCAGAACAACUAUGAUUGCCACUUUAUCGAUUGACCGCAAGAAUAUUGAUGUAAGUUAUUAGAACCAAUUAGAACUGAUUAAUAGAAUCAAAUCUCGUGUUUAAUUUAAGUAAUUGUUUCAUUCCCUUAGGAGUCCAUAUCAACGUGUAGAUUUGCGCAGAGAGUGGCCAUGAUUAAAAAUGAUGCUAUCUUAAAUGAAGAAAUUGAUCCGAAGCUUGUACGUUUGUGAUAAUGUUGUACUUUUUAUAAAUGCUUGACCAUAAUAUUCUUUCAACACAUUCAAGUUUCAAGACAGAAAUACAUAUAGGUUUUACAGUCGGUUUCAGCUGACUUUUCACUCAAAUGUUCCGAACUUCGUUCCGAACUUCGCAAAUUCGUUGCCAAGUUCAAAAGUUCAUAAUGAAAUUCACAAACGGGUUUGUAAACUGGGCAUUUGAUUGGCUGGUUUGAUUUAAUAGCCAAUCAGAGGCUUUGUUUACAAACCUGUUUGUGAAUUUCAUUAUGAACUUUUGAACUUGGCAACGAAUUUGCGAAGUUCGGAACGAAGUUCGGAAUCUUACGGUGAAAAGUCAGCUGAAACUCACUGUAAGGCUGGAUCGCAGUUGGAAUAUUGCAUGGGUAAAUUCUACGUUAUGAAGAAUUUGAAAGAAAUUUUUGAGGAAACUGUCUUAUUGUUUAAAAUCUUCAAAACACCUUUAACAUCUUUACCACCUUUACCAAUUCAAAAUUCCUACUGUGAUCAUAGAAACUUUGAUAGCGUAAACCAGCCUUUAAUGUCAGUCGUGAAAUAAUUAGAAGAAGGUUUAAAGAAAGUUGAGAGGAAGUUUUAAUUAGAAGGUUUAAAGAAAGUUGAGAGGAAGCUUUAAAGAAGUUUUAAAGAAAGUUGAGAGGAAGUUUUAAAGAAGGUUUAAAGAAAGUUGAGAGGAAGCUUUAAAGAAGGUUUAAAGAAAGUUGAGAGGAAGCUUUAAAGAAGGUUUAAAGAAAAUUGAGAGGAAGUUUUAAAGAAGGUUUAAAGAAAGUUGAGAGGAAGCUUUAAAGAAGGUUUAAAGAAAGUUGAGAGGAAGUUUUAAAGAAGGUUUAAAGAAGGUUUUUUUCUUCAGAUGAUAAUCAAGUUAAAGCAAGAAAUACAGCAAUUGAAAGACGAGCUAGCACUGUCGACAGGAAUGGAGUACAAGGGAGAACUGACUGAAGAGGAUAUUGAAAGGUGAGAAAACCGAAAUAAAGCCAGGGUGUGAGAAUUCAAAAUCUUUGAUCGUACCUGACUGGUACCCCAAUGAUUAUUGCCGCGUACUUGAGUUUGUACAAACUCAGUUAAGAUUCAAGGUAACUUAGCCUAUAAAUUAAGUACUUAAAGAACAGGUUUCUGAAAAGUAUUCAUUCAGUAAUUAGCCAUUCCGAAGUUGAUGAGAGGACUUGGGACGAGUGUUAAAAAGUGCCCAAAUUAAGAAAUGAACCAAAUCACUAAAAAGAGCACCUCAAAAUUAGUAAGUAUACAAAGUUUGAAGACGUUUACAUUAAUACCCCUCGAAUAACAAGCUUUCGAAAAUCGCGAUAUUUACUAUGAAAUGUAUUGUAAUUUUUGUUUUUGGGACGCGCGUCCCAAAAACAAUCUUUUAAUCAGUAAUUUCACAAUUUUCGAAAGCUUAUUAUUCGAAGGGUAUUCAUGUAAACGUAUUCAAACUUUGUUUACUUACUAAUUUUGAGGUGGUCUUUUUAGUGAUUUGGUUCAUUUCUUAAUUUGGGCACUUUUUAUCACUCGUCCCCAGUACACUCAUCAACUUCGGAAUGGCUAAUUACCUGAAACUAGGAGUUAAAACACUGGGUCAGUGAGUGUGUCUUUAUUCUAAUGACUACGUUUGAUUGAAACGUUACGCAGGUUGAAACACAUGAUCAAAACUUACAUUGAAGACAAAGAUCCCGAAGCCUCGUUAUUAGUUGGUGCUGAUAUGAGAAAGAUCAACGUUUCCUUCAAAUUAUUCAAGGUAAUGUUCACAUGAUCAACCUAUUGAUUAUUGACUAUCGAUAAUUUGUCCGUGGUGUCUGCAUGGGCUGUAUAGGCAUAAUACCACUCUCUCGCGUCCGAUUUUGCGUCCUGAAUAUUAGACCGCACGAAAAAUACCUCACUCAUACGCGAAACGUUUGCAGCUUACCUAUUGUUUCAAAAAAUGGAAUUUUUCCCCUCUAAGAAUAACCUUGAUAAUUUGUUAUUAGGGUCAUGUCUUGGAUAGGAAACCCAGCAAAUCCCCAGAUACUGCAAGGUAAUGUGGCUUACUUACUUCGUAACUAAUGUAUUAAUGCUCUGCACUCAGUAAAGACGUUAUUUGUUAAAUAUUUCUUGGUGUCUUUAGAUCAAACUACACAUCGCAAGACAGUUCAUAUUUGAGUGAUCAAAAUGAGACGAAGAAACUGAAAGAAUUGAUCCAGCAAAGAGACAACGAAAUUAGUAUCCUUUAUCGCCAUAUUGAAAAAGAAAGGUAACCCACUCUGCAUUUAUCUAGUACAGUAUGAAUGUCAGUCUUUAUGGGGUUGUACACACCACCUAAUCGGCACACGAAAGCAUACAUGAACUUGUGGUUAAUACUGGGCAACUGGACUCGGUAGCUCAGUGGUCAGAGUGCUGGAGGUGAAAUACUGUUUAAAACAAGAGCAGGAGUGUGUCAUUCUCGUACCCAGAGCCCUUCUUACGCACGGUGCGACGAGGGGCUCUGGCCAAAUCCAUAACCGGAUAGCAUAAAAACAUGGUAAGAAAACAAUAGCCGGUGUUAGAACUAGCCAAUCAGAUGCCAGUUCCGAUAUGGAUUUGGCCAGAGCCCCUCGUCGCACCGCGCGUAAGAAGGGCUCUGGAUACGAGAAUGGAGUGCUGUAUCAGAUAUAAAACACGACGCGACAGCCGAGUAAUUAAUGAAUUAUUAAUUGUUUUUUAACUGUAUAUACAUUUUCGCUCGAAGUUUUCAUCUCCAAACACCCAUCAACAUACCUCAUGUUUUUUUCUACGUGUAUUGGCGUGCAUGAUCAGAACACUAAACUAGGUAUGCGAGCUAUCCUAUCUGAUACACCAUACGAUACCGCGACCUAAAAUUUAAAAAAAAAUAAAAUUUAUUGCUUGCCCCACGCCCCCAUUAAUGUGUAAAUCGAAUUGCGCGCCGAUAACUGGAGUAACAGAGUUGCAACGCCCAGGAAAGGUAAAUAAUAAUAAAUUAGCUUUACCUUUUAACUUUAAAAAAGGUGUACACAUAAUGACGUGGAUUUGGCGAGGGAACUAGCAGGGUUCCCAAUGGAAGCCGGCGCCAUUUUCGCCAUAUAUAGCAUUGACUAUUUCUCGGAAAUUAUGAGGCAAAAUAUUUCCUCCUUAUCACAGUGAUGUCAAGGGAAAGGUUUCUUGCUUCUAUAACAUAAAUCUUACACGAUAUGCUUCAUUAAAUAUUUGGAUGUGACAAUAUCUCUAAAACUACAAUCAUAGACCAAUUCAUUGGGACAAUGAUGUAUCAAACGAAUAGUUUGGGAUGUCGUUUUGUUAACGGAAGUUUUACGCCCCACACCCUACUACCCCUUCCCCCACCACUCAAUGUUGGGUAUUUCACCCAACUCAGUUUCGUUGUCAACAUUGAUCGGUGGGGUGGGGUGGGGUGAGGGGAGGGCUGAACUGAGGCUAUGUAUGGGGUAGAUGUGUUUUUAUAUGGGUGUGAACUUUGUCCCAAUGAAUUUAUUUGACGAUUGUAGUCUCCAAAACGGCUGUAAAUGUGAUUUUAAAAAAUCUAAAUUUCAAUACAUUCGUGAUACAUGCGGCACAAUAUAGUACUUCUUUCAAAAAGCCUCCGACACUAAAUUAUAUAUUAGGAAACUUUGAGUUAGGUUUAUGUUGUUUAAACUGAGCAAUUUCGUAGGCUUGGUUGGGAUGCAUCUUUUGUAUGUGGGCAUGACGAAAAACCCAAGGUUGAAGAUUUUCAAUUCGUGGAGAGUUUUGAAGAUUUGAAGGAUCAAACAUCGCAUUGUAACCACAAUGAACCACAUGUGUCCUGCUGUGUAUCUUGCAAAACAUUGAUAUCCUACCAAAGUUAUGUUAAGGUGGAUGUGAAACACUCUGGGGGCUCGCAUCGUCAAACUGAUUCAUGGUUCAUAGAACAAUUGGAUUUAAAAUCUUUGAAAACCCUCGCGAAACUAAAGUUUGAAAUGGAGAACUUCACUGUCAAGGAGCUGCGAGAAUUAUAUCGCAAGUCCCGCGUGGUAAUCCACGCAAAUUUCACGAAUAAUCGUCACAUCCACGAAGAGAUGAUGCGAGAGAUUGAGGGAUGUAAAGUGGUGAAGAAACCCGAAAGACGGCGGGAAAAUCUGGAAUUAAAAAGGGCAUCUUCUUUGGCAAAAUAUAAAGAGGUUUUGACGGAGUUCCAUGAAGCGCACGAGAGAUUGGUUGAUAUUACACAGAUGAAGAUUGAAGCUGAGGAAUUACAUACAUGUUUGAUGGAGAAAUUACAGAAAACGAAGAUGAAUCACGAUGAAAUUGUUUCUCAACAUUCUCGGCAGUUUAGACCUCGUGUAGAAAGAGAAAGAAAGAACUCCGUGUGAACAGACGUUGUUACUUUGUCUUCUUAUUCAACUGAACCGCUUAUAAAUUGAUUAAAAUCGACUAAAACAUUAGACGCAGAAAUUCGUUUGCAGGUUUUAUUUUUAAGUUAUAAUACUUUACAAACAACAAUACUAACUAGAUACGAUAAAUAAUAAAUAAACUGAAAUAUGCUUUGAAAGUAAAUCAAAACAUUUUCUCCUUUUAACCUUGGUCCUUUCAGGCCAGUAUUUCGUACUUCCAUUACGGAUGUUGUUCAACAUAGUUUAAGUUUCUUGCAUUCUUUCAAGCAGUUCUACGUUCCUUCAUCCUUUUGUUUUGUCAUUUUCCCAUUCGUAGCCUGCAUGGCAGGCGGCUACCCCCGAGGCGGAACACCCGUUUUUCUUUCUUUCAUUGCUGCUUUUGACUUACCUUGCUUGUGGAAAUCUGUUAACUGUUACUCUGGACUAUCUAGCUGCCAUUUCUUUACUGUUUGGCUGCUUGCCUACUUUUUAAAUUUAACAACAUAAUUGCCUAUAGUGGAAAUCCAGUUUUGACAAUGAAGGUGGUUGUUACCGAUUACAAGGUCUCACGAAAAGGGUACCAGGCAUAAUGGUCUGGGGGCCGCCGGCACUCCCCCCCCCCCUCCCCGUAGUUCGUUUGGUCCGUUUGAUAACCGGUAAGAAAUUAAACGGGUUCUUUUGGAACUUUGUUGGGUUAAUUGAGAAAGUUUUGUUGCAUCUUUUUUUCAUCCUGUGUUGAGCAUCUCUCGAAGACUAGUACUGAAUCUCUAUAUUCUACACAAUCUUUCCUCCAUCAAUUUCCGAGUGUUGAAAAGCAACAACCCCCUGUAUGUUGAUCUGUUGCACCACCAGCAGAAGCUGAUUCGUCAUCCCUAAACAUUUGGUAGUGAAUGGAAACUAAAACUUGCAACUUUUGUUAAAAGUUAAAAAUGGCCAUAUAUGUUCAUUUGGCACUGGUGCUUCUACAGUUAUAUUAGCGCCUGAAUUUCAGGUUAACAGUGUAUGUAAAAUCGUAUAUCUUACCCGUCUGUCUUAAUUGUCAACUAUUCCCAUCAUUCUUCUUACCUUUGUUUUCCGAUAUUCUUCAGUGUUACUUUUUACCACUAUGCUGACAAAGGUCUACCUAACCUAAUCUAACUCCUUUUAUUAUUUGGCUGCUGCUUCUGUUAUGAGUUGAGUUGUUUCUAUUGCACAUUUGUUCGAUCUAACUUGUCCUUAUUAGUUAAACGCGACAUUGUGUCAACUCCAUUGAAGGUUUACCAUCAGGCGAUUAUUCUUCACCACUGUAUCAGUCCUUGGAAUUACAACUCCUUGGAAAGUCCUGUAGAUUGCAAAACCAUUAUUCUUCAUCUGAAUGUUCUUCAUCUGAAUAUUCACGCUUAUCAAGAACAUUCAUCUCAAGACAGCUCAUUGACCUGCCUCUUUGUUCUUGAACCGAAGAAAGGCAUCCUGUUUUUCUUAAUUUUGAAAUCUAUUUGUCGUUGUUGUUUCCACCAUUUCUUUUUCACCAAACUCUUCAAGUACAAUAUCCUCGCAAUAUUCUAUGUCGAAAACGAUCUUUCAUGAGAAAACAGACAGCCAUCAGUGAAAUAUUGUUUGAACAAAAAAAAUUCGUUUUAAUAACAUUGCACCACCUGCGUUAUACCUGCUUGUCCUUGACACGUUGCCUAGCCUGCGCAACCUGAUGUUUUCAAGGUGUCGGGCAAAGCAAUGCGAACAAAGUCACUCAGGGGCCCGAUAUCAAUUUAGGCGACAACAGAACAGAUGAGUCACACAGAGCCUGGGAUAUCAGAAAAGACACCUAUUCAUCUGGUCUGGGAGAAAAUCAUCUCACAACCCCAGGCCACUCGAAACAUCAAAGUUCUCUGUAUUUUUCAGGUAGUUGUAUCCGUAUUAAUCUUGUGAAUAUUGAUGCUACCUACACUGGCAGAGACCAUUCAAAAUUUUCAGGUUAGCACGGAUCCCUCCAUCUGCGGCCCAUGAAGAAGCAGGAUGCAUCAAAUAUGUCCACAUUUUUGUGGUUAGCAAAUUAAACAGCAACCUGCUACCAAGUAAACCAUCACAACACAACAUUUCUUGCAGUAAAAUGGAUGAAGCGGCAGUCGCGGCGGACCAACAACAACAGCCUUCAGUUCAAAGUUUCCUCAAUUUUGAAUUCUUCCGCGAUACAUGGGUGGGUCGCUUAAAAAUCGCGGAAUUCUUUUUCUGCCUCCUGGCAGCUGCACUUGUACCCGCGUCCGUUUAUGGCCAUGAGGCUGGCUUUGGUUUUAUGAGUUUUGUCGCUUGGACGGCGUUUAUAUCUAUCCUUAUCGACUGCUUUCUACAUCUCAUUCGAGAUAUCUGGGAAAAGUUGGUGUUUCUUAGAGACCAUCCUGAAAUCUACUUGGUUUUAUGCGUCAUUGGAGCGACUGGUCUUUGUUUGGGUUCAAUUACUGAGUUGGCAAUCUCUACGUACGCCAAGAAUCCAAAUAUGGCGCGAGCUUCAGGAAUUUUUGGUUUCGUCGUCAUGUUAGCAUUUGCUAUAGAAGCUUUCCUGCAUUUCCAGAACUUCAAAGAGAAAGUGGAAGAGCGACGAGAAAGACAGGAGAGGUCUGGUACCCACCAACCAGAUGACGUUUUCACUGAUAUCAGAUACGAUGCAUAAAAUCAACUUUCUUAGAUAACUAUAUAUACAAUUAUAAAACAAUUUAGCUUAGCUAAAGCUCAACAAUUAUUAUCUACUUUGUUUUUCUUAGGAAAUGAACUGUUACUGCAUUAUGUUAUUGUUUAUGUGAAACGUAGUUAAUAUAAUAGAAAUAUAAACACCAUACAUUGCAUGCAUAUUUUUAAUGUUGUUUUUCAUCAAACUUUGUGUUGGUUACGUCUGGGAUGUUUUCUUUUGGAAGUGGCGGCCCUCAAGUUUUGUGUUUGACAAUACAUAUGUAUUAUAAAACAGCAGAAGAUGCAUUAUUAAUGCCGGUAGAUUUGUAUAUGUUAAUUUCGUUUGUACAUGUCAAUUCAGAAAUGCUACUGCGCAUCCAAAUGACGCAUUCUGUGUGUCGUUGAGACUGGAAGAAUUGGAAAGUAAAUUAUCAUUCUCAGGAACUCAAAGGCAUAAACUCUCUUUUUCAGGAAGAGCUUGUAAAUAUUUGUAAAUAGUUUUCAUUUCUUAGUUUUCUAAACUAUCUAAAAAAGUUUUAGUAUAAAUAAAAGACAUAUUCACAGCAUAUAUCUUUAAUCUUUAAUUAAAACUAAACAUUCAUUUCUUACAUAAUCACAGCAUAUAUACUUUCUUAACGAGUCAUUGUAGGUCUAUUGUACUUUUUAUAUUAAAAUGGAUGAAUAAAACUAUCAUUAUUAUUGUUAAUUAAAAAAAAUAUUAAUAAUUCACGAGGAAAAUACAAAAGAAAUUAAUGUUUAAUCAAUGUUUUGUAAAUCGGAUACAGAUUUUUCCUGAUUUACAUAAACUUUAACUUUGAUUUUCUCGGCUUAGACACUGUUUAUUUUUAAAAUUACUUCGCCAAUGAAGUCAUCAGAUAGGUCAUUUUUUAGGUACGAUAAAACAUUCGCAUCCGACUCUGUAUCUGAUAUACAAACUCUCGCCUUCGGCUCGAGUAGUUAGAAAGGGCGAUUGUUAGUGGUUGCAGAGAAGCGGUCAACUUUAUGCGACGGCAACGUGUCAAAAAGUGAAACUGUAUUUCUAGUUCGUUCAUACCACAGGUGGCCCAAUCUCAGAAUGAAUGAUCAGGUGUUACCGAUUUUUAACGGUUUUUAUAAACAAAUUUAUAGUCAACCAAAACUAUUCUAAAAACAGUCUCAGUUCAGUCAAAUAAAUACAUUUUAACAAUAAAAUAUAGUUGAGUAUCUAAACAGCUAGUGCAACUGUAACUUGGCAAACGGUCAUAGAUAUAAACAAAUAUUAACUCAAUGUAACUGCUAUUAUUAUUAAUAAAGUGCAUGCAAAUCGAACUCCUAAACAAAUUUUCAAAACUACACUAGCUAGACAACAAUUUUCGACAAAUCACAAUUUAUUUUGUUUUUUUCGAGUUUUUUUGGCACGUUUUCUGGCGAUGUUUUUUUGCACAAUUUGCACACGAAGUUAAUACACAACUGAUACCGGUAAAUCGAACUGCGCUAUACAAGUUUUCAAAACUACACUAGCUAUGGUAUGCAAAACGUUUAGUGCACGAACAAAUAAAUAUGUAUUGUAAAUGUUUAAAAUAUAAAAAACUAUCAGUUACCUGAAGUUUGAAAGCCGGCUUUUCCUCUUUAAUAAUGACAAAACUGAACAAAGGAUGCAAAGAAUGCACGAAACAGCACAAUCAGCACGAACUACGAACAGUACGAAGGCAAAAUUGUUUUCCAUGUGGCACGCUAUAUAUGGUCACGAGUUCCAUAUACCGAUAAAAUGAGCCCGCAAAGGGUGUUGAAUACAUAUUCCAGCGGAAAAAUGUAUUGAGCACAAUUUUUUGUUAAAUUUUCACAAUUCAGCGAAAAUCUCCCAUAUCUGAGAUUAGGAUGCUCCCAGCUCGCUGGCUGGUGCUCGCUCGCUGGUCGCAAUAAAAUGUAGUUGACAUUAUAGUAUAAUACCUUUGCAUUCUUUUAAUUACUCCAUAGGGCAUUACAUUGAAAAGGUUUUCUGGUUCUAUCCAAUACGAGAGCUGUAUCUGAAUCCAAGUGAGCACGUAAUAAUAAUCGUACUCGCUUCACUUGGUCUGUAGUAAAGUACUACCAGUUUCUACUAACGUGAAAUGUUGAAGCUGAAACUUGAGAAAAAAGUAAAUUCACAAUAAUUUACUUUAAUGUGGAAGUUUUUUUCAAAAAACUGACGGACAUAACUCUCUUCAUUGAUAAAAAAUGAUAACUCUCUAACAUCUUCAUAAUGUUAACGAGAGAGAGUUACGUCAAACAUAACUCUCUCAUGUUAGUUCAAGGAAACAUCGGGAGAGUUAAGAAAUUGGGUGUGGCCGUUGGGAAAAGUGGGUGUGGUUUGAACAUAACUCUCCGAAAUCAUAACUCUCCGAGAUAACUCUCCACUUCAUAACUCUCCGUUUAGCCGGUCCCGCCACCAAUGAUUAGCCUUCUACUCCAGGUGAUCUUGAUACGCGGAAAAGUACUGGCACUAGUUGUCAAAUAGAAAUCCAUUUUAUAAUAAUAAUAAUAAUAAUAAUAACGAUUUAUUCAACAGAUCCAUACAUAUGGCUCUUCCCUGUUAAAAUACUAAUUAAAUACUAUAUUCUAUAACUAUGGACUAUAACGUUUAAGUGUUGAAAUUAGAUAAAAUCGAUGUUCGGAUUAAAAACUAGUUUUGGCGUGCUCUUUCGAAUAAAAGUUCUUUGGUUAAUUUUAAAAAUACUUUGUAAUUAGUACAAUUCCUGAUGUUCUCAGGUAAGGAAUUAAAAAGUUUCGCAGCACUAUGUUGAAACGUUCCAGUUUCUUUCUUUAUGAUUAAAACAACGGAAUAUCUCCUGUAAUAUACUUUAUUUCGAUUCCAUAUUUUUGUCAGAGCUAUAGUUCUCAUAACCAAACAUAAUUACAAAAUUUCAACUAGUUUCAUAAAGAAUAAUGAAAGAUAUAAUUGACUAAAUACAUCAAAAUGGAUUUCUAUUCGGACAACCCUUUCUGAGCGCUGAUUGGCUAAAAUACGAACACGAGAUCACCUGGCUGGUAUAUUAUAUGUAAUCAUGUAGGCCACAGAAAAUGUCAGUCAAUCGAUCUAAAUGAGCUCAUGGAGAAAUUAAAAGAAUGCAAAGGUAUUAUACUAUCAUGUCAACUAUAUUUUAUUGUUAAAAUGUAUUUAUUUGACUAAUUUGAGGAAGUUUUUAGAAUAGUUUUGGUUGACUAUAAAUUUGUUUAUAAAAACCGUUAAAAAUCCACAACACCUGAUCAUUCAUUCUGAGACCGAAAGCAUUUGCACCAGUCUCGUUCCCAGAGUAUGCCUGUUCGCGGGUUAUGUAGUGGCAUACCUAACCCGCGAACAGGCAUACUCUGAGAACGAGAUUGCAUUCGCACAUCAGUACACAGGUGUUAAUUUUAAUUUAAUUUUAAAAAUUUUUGAAAUACGUGACCUUCGGCUUCGCACAUCUGAGUGGGAUCAAGCCUUCAACAUGGACGAACAAACGAGGAAGGAACCCACAUCUGGAACUGGCGAACAAAGGCCAUUUCUUGACUUCGAAUAUUUAUAUGCUUCAUGGAGUGGUCGUUUUAAGAUCGCCGAGUUCUUCACUUCAUUGCUAGCUGGUGCUCUGGUACCGGGAGCUUACAAAUAUAGUGGUGGUUUUUAUUUCAUGAGUUGGGUCGCGUGGUCAACUUUCAUCAACGUCGUUUUGGAUAUUAUUCUUCAUCUAGUGCGAGUCUGGGAUAAACUCACGUUUGUUCGUACUUAUCCUCAAGUUCUCGUGUGUCUUUGUUUUCUUGGAUCCAUGUUGUUGGGUGUCGCAGGUGUAGUCGAAGUUAUUAUAUCGCAGCAUGCUGUCUGCAUGCAGUAGAUCCCGGCCUAGGUUACGCGUCUGCACUUUUUGGCUUCAUGUGUUGUGUGGUGUUAGGGAUCGAGUGUUCUGUUCACUACAAAAGUUAUCGUGCGAAACAGCAACAGAGAGCUACAGAAAUGACCACGACUGCUGGACCAGCCACUAUUCAAGAUCCUAACUUUUAUUAAACAUUCAUCUGUGAGAGUGAGUCUCCACAAAGACGAAAGCGCAGGGAACUGAUUAAAAGCCGAGAUAACCCGUUACAAUGUUUACAUGAAAUAACUCAUAUUUACGCUACUCUACAAUUGUACAAAAGUUUGUUAGUGGUAAAUUAUACCUAUACGGCUAUACUAAACAAACCAUAAUACUGUUGUAAACUGUUUUUUUUUAAAUUUUCACUGAUCCUAAGCCAAAUUUGUUCGCAUGUUAGUGAAAUAUGAUACGGUGUGUACAUGACUAAGUAGAGUCUGAGGUUUUCUGCUUCAAUCAUAUGAACCAAAACGUAGCAUAUUUCUUUGUUUCGUGAGCACUGUCUAUAUAGAGAUUAGAGUGAAACUAAUGACUUCGACACAAAAAAUGCUACGGUACCGUUACGAUACGGUUGAGGUGAAAAACAUACAAGAAUUUUAGGAAUUAAUUGAAUAUUUGCGUGACUAAAUUUUGAUCUGGACAAAAAUUUCAUCACAGCUUGAACGAGUAUCACAAAAUUAGUAAUAUUCCAAAGUUUCGUUGCGAAAUGUUGUAAAAUGCGGAUAAUAUACCCUUGCGAAGUUGCAAUUUUCAGUCAUUUUAGAUUACAAAUGGGAAAUUGACAGCCCGAUAGGCUCUGAGGCUGUCAAUUUCCCGUUUGUCAUCUAAAAUGACUGAAAAUUGCAAACUUCGCAAGGCUAUAUUAUCCGCAUUUUACAAUAUUUCGCAACGAAACUUUGGAAUAUUACUAAUUUUGUGAUGCUCUUUCAAGCUGUGAUGAAAUUUUUGUCUAGACUUGUUUAGAUCAAAAUUUUGUCUAUUACGCAAAUGGUCAAUUGUCGUAUUAUUUAAUGCGAGAUCACACGGAUAAAUAAAAUACAAAUAUCUGAUCUCUUUCUUAUGUCAACGAGAAUCUGUCUUACUUUAUCAUUUAUUUCGGAGAGCUCGAUCAUUUUUAGUUCUGGCCAUUAGGCUUGCUUUGGCCCUUAACAUAGUGCUGCCUCAGUUGUGCAUUUGUUACGAAACACUAUAUCACUUCUACAUAGAAUUUUAGGUAAAAAUAAAAUAACACAAAAUGUUUGCUUGAGAACAGGUGAAACAUCGAUGGAUUGAACAGCAAACCGACUCGACCCGUACGACAACGCCUUAAGUAAACAGAAUGUGAGAGCCCACUCGUCCAUAGCUCAACGUUGAUUGGCUGGAUACAGAUCACACCACAUGUACAAGAUCCCCUCAACCGUUAGUAUAAAAAGAUGUGCACACCGGAAAUAGUCAGUGAACGUAGACUUAGUAAAACUCAAUUGAUGAAAAUCUACUGAAGCUCAGACAAACUAAGACGAACGAAGAAACAAACAGAUCACGAACAGAGAAAGCCAGUUACAAGGUUGAAGUGAACUUUAGGAAAAUACUACCAGAAGAAGAACCUGAACACGAAGGAACGUACAAAGAUUGAUUGUAAACGAUUCCCUGCCUUGCGUAGAAAACGAAAUAAAAUCAUAUAUUCAUAACACAUUUACCAAAACGGUGAAAAUGGUGGAAAUUUAUUAUUUCUUUGGCUUUCAGUAAAUAAUUAUCAACCAGGAAUUCGUGGUUAAUAGUCCAUCUAACAUAAUCUGGUUAAUCCAACCAUAUAUAGCCUUGUUAAAUUAGCCCGAUUAUUAGUGUUCAAGUUUUCCAGGAUUGUGGUUAAAUAUAGGAUAGAAUUUAUGUCUUUGAAACAAAGAAGUUCAUUUCAUUUCAAUGCGUAACAACACAAAACAACUGCCAUUCGGCAAAAAAUGGCCAAUUAUCGGCAAUUAUUUUUGCUUUGUCAAAGCUGAUAAAAUAAGACUAUAUUCGUGAGCGUGAUAAACUUCGUGAACAAAAUCAAGUUUUACGCCGACUAAAUCACAUCGCUGAGCAGGUGACGCUGUAAGAAUUCUGCGGUUACAGUCUAAAAUCCUGUCGAAGACUCGAGGCAGCUUGAAUGGAGUAAAAUGGAAAGUGAUACCAAACUGGCAGUUACGACGCAAAACUUGCCGAAAAGUGAAACUGUAUUUUUAAUGACUAAUCUGUUAAUACUGAAAGUGAAUAUCCUAUACAUGUGUUAAUUAAUGCUUAGAAUUUUGAAAUACGAGACCUUGACACAACUGACUGGGAUCAAGCUUUCAACAUGGACGAACAAACGAAGGAACCCGCCUCUGGAACUGACGAAGAAAGACCAUUUCUUGACUUUGAAUAUUUAUAUGCCUCGUGGGUUGGUCGUUUUAAGAUCGCCGAGUUCUUCACUUCAUUGCUAGCUGGUGCUCUGGUACCGGCUGCUUACAAACAUAGUGGUGGUUUUGCAUUCAUGAGUGUUGUCGCUUGGACAACUUUCGUCAAUGUCGUUAUAGAUAUUAUUCUUCAUCUAGUGCGAGUCUGGGAAAAACUCGUGUUUGUUCAUACUUAUCCUCAAGUUCUCGUGUGUCUUUGUUUUCUUGGAUCCAUGUCGUUGUGUGUCGCAGGUUUAUUCGAAGUUGGGAUAUCGCAGUAUGCAGUGGAUCCCGGCCUAGGUUACGCGUCUGCAAUUUUUGCGUUCAUGUGUUGUGUGGUGUUAGGGAUCGAGUGUUUUGUUCACUACAAAAGUUAUCGUGAGAAACAGCAACAGAGGGCUACAGAAAUGACCACGAAAAAUCCUAACUUUUAUUAAACAUUCAUUGUGAGAGACUGAGAGUGAGUCUCCACAAAGAUUAAAGCGCAGGGAACUGAUUAAAUAAAAUGAACUGUUCAUAAGCCAAGAUAACCCGUUACAAUGUUUGCAUAAAAUAUCUCAUAUUUACGCUACUCUACAAUUGUACAAAAGUUUGUUAGUGGUAAAUGAUACCUAUACGGCCAUACUAAACAAACCAUAAUACUGUAAACAGUUUAUUUUAAUUUUCACUAACCCUAAGCCAAAUUUGUUCGCAUGCUUAGUGAAAUAUGAUACGGUGUGUACGUGACCAGUAGAGUCUGAAGUUUUCCGCUUCAAUCAUAUGGAACCGAAACGUAGGAACUAAUAGCCUGCGGGCAGCCCCCGCAGGCUAAGGAAGUAAUGACUUCGACACAAAAAAAUGCUUUCAUCGUCCAAACGUUUUGUUUUGCUGUCUAAAUUUCUAGUUGAGGAUAGAUUUUUAAAUAAUAAAUUCUCUGAAGGCAUAAAAACAAUUGUAAGUGCUGCAUCAGUCAAUGACAAUACAUUUACAAAAACGAUGGAAAUCGGGAAAAAUUAUUAUUUCUAUGGCUUUUAAAUAAUGGACAACUUGCAUGUUAGACUAAAUUUUAAUCAAAGUAAAGAGAAGGGAAUAAAACACAACAGUUAAAAAGAACAUAAUGAAAUUAGUAAAAUUGCAAAAUUUGGUUGCGAAAUGUUGUAAAAUGCAGAAAAUAUAGCCUUGCGAAGUUUAAUUAGCACGAUAGUGAUCAGGUUUACCAGGAUUGUGGUUAAAUAUAGGAUAGAAUUUAUGUCUUUCAAACAAAGAAGUGCGUUGUAUUUCGUUUCGAUGCGGUUGGAGUGGAAAUCUAGCGUCCUGCACAGGCGCAGGAGGCUGGUGGAAGUCAGGUUAUAAAUAAUUAUAUUGUAUGUAUGUGUUGCUGUAAAUAGUGCAUAUAGCUAAAUCCUGGAUUAAUGGAUUAAUGUAAUUUAGAGUUGCAGGCAAGAUUCCACUGAAAAGCACUUCGGUGAUGUGGUAAUCCUGGAUAAAUAUGAAGAUAAUAAUAAUAAAUUAACCAGGAACGUUAAGUUACCCGAAACAUGGUUAAUUUUAGAUGACCAGGAAAUUUUUAACCAUGGUGUUUUAGAGUGUACCCAUAGCUAGUGUGUUAAAACGGUUUUUGAUUCGCAAACGCCGACCGGAUGUAGAUCGAGCCGUUGUACUGCUAACCUGCGAUCAGUGAUCAUACCCUCGAAAUUGGAAACGAGGGCCUGAUACAAAAGCUUUGUUGAACCGUAUAUGCCAACAAGUUUCAUACCAAAUUUUGGUAUGAACCUCUCGGAUUGGUCAAUAACUCAAUAUAAAUACUCGAAUAAACUUCUGGUUACUUCCCUGCAGACCGAAAUUUUGCCACCAGGGGCGUUCAUUUCUCUCAAGAACGCCUGAUCGCAGGUUAUUUGUCCUGGCAGAUGGCGAGAGCGCAAAGUGCAUAUGAUGCAUGAAACUCUCAAACUCAUUGUAUUGAAUGUAUUGACAAUUUGACAUAUACGUUCAUGUUGAGUUUUUUGUCAGAAACGUCGCUUGCUAGUCGUUGCUUAGGUCGUUAAACGUCUCUAAACUAAGAUCAAGCCUGUGAUCACUGUACUAUAAAGAUCAAGCCUGUGCUCACUGUGUUAAGAUCAAGCCUGUGCUCACUGUGUUAAGAUCAAGCCUUCAAGAUGGGCCAAGAAAUGAAGGAAACCGCCUCUGGAACUGACGAACAAAGGCCAUUUCUUGACUUCGAAUAUUUAUAUGCUUCAUGGAGUGGUCGUUUUAAGAUCGCCGAGUUCUUCACUUCAUUGCUAGCUGGUGCUCUGGUACCGGGAGCUUACAAAUAUAGUGGUGGUUUUUAUUUCAUGAGUUGGGUCGCGUGGUCAACUUUCAUCAACGUCGUUUUGGAUAUUAUUCUUCAUCUAGUGCGAGUCUGGGAUAAACUCACGUUUGUUCAUACUUAUCCUCAAGUUCUCGUGUGUCUUUGUUUUCUUGGAUCCAUGUUGUUGUUUGUCGCAGGUUUAGUCGAAGUUUGUAUAUCGCAGUAUGCAGAGGAUCCCGGCCUAGGUUACGCGUCUGCAAUUUUUGCCUUCAUGUGUUGUGUGGUGUUAGCGAUCGAGUGUUUUGUUCACUACAAAAGUUAUCGUGAGAAACAGCAACAGAGAGCUACAGAAAUGACCAGGACUGCUGAAGGACCAGCCGCUAUUCACGAUCCUGAGAGAGUGAGAGUGAAUAUCCAUCUUCAUCUGUGAGAGUGAGUCUCCACAAAGACGAAAGAGAAGUGAAUUGAUUAAAUAAAAUGAACUGUGACAAUGUUUGCAUAAAAUAACUCAUAUUACGCUACUUUUUACGCUACAGAAAGGCCCGCAGCUUUUUAUUAGACAUUUCUCAGUGACAGCGAUUAAAUGAACCUCUGAUCAUAGCGAUAAUUAACCAUUUGUGGAUUCUGUGAGACUGUGAUAAUCUUUGUUGUACAAAAUAAUAAAUGUAAUAAAAAUUUCACGGAUUAAUAAGUAUUGUCUAUCUGAAUCUGUCAUGUAUUUUGAAGAGCUGUAUAAUUUAGUUCUGUCCAAAUCAACUGUUCUCCAUAGGGCUCCUGCAGGAGCCUGGGAGAGUUCUCUUUAUCCAUUCCAAAUUGUUCUUCGACUUCGUAUAGAUCCAGUAGAAAGCUUUGGAUUGAUAGGGACACAACUGCCUGAAAAAUACAAGGAGAACUUGGACAUUUCGAGCGAAGGCGCUUCGUGAAAGGCCAUACUACAUUCCCAAUGAAGAGGCUUCGCUCGAAACGUCGAAGUUCUCCUUGUAUUUUUCAGGUCGUUGUGUCCAGUGAACUCUAUGUAAACUGGAAGGCUAACUCAGAUAUCUAUAUACACUAGAUAGUGCAUCUAAUUAUUCUGCAAUUCAAAAAUUGAAGCCAUGAAAAGACUCGUAUGUUUUCUAUUUUUUAAACAGGGAACUUAAACAUUAAGGUUAAACUUAUUCCAAAAACAUUUUCAAACUAUUCAAAUGAUAAAAGUUAUUGUUGUUUUUAGGUGGACUUGAAUGACUUAGAUUCUUGCACUUCACUUGGUGGAAUUAAUACCAAAUAGCGUUUUUCAAUAGCUCCAAUUUCAUAUACAGCACAACGCUCAGUGAUGAGUAUUUCUGCUCAUAACUCAGAAAACUAAAAUGCACUGGCUUCAAUCCCCCCCCCCCCUGAGUUAGCCUUCCAGUUUACAUGGAGUUCACUGGUUGUGUCCCUAUUUGUCCCUAUCAAUCCGCAGCUUCCGGUAGAAACGCUGCAAUGUUUGGUUGAGUCAAACUAUCUCACAUCCGACUGAGGUGAUAUUAUAAUCAACGUUAUCAAACAGAUGCAUAUUGUAUACUGUAUUGAAUACCGGAAUCCCGAUCAUCAGUUAAGAGAAGCUACAAAAACCAGCGCUUCGUAUUAUUUGGAAUAGGCAAACCUCCAUUCCUUAGUACACAACACUCAACAGAAGAGAAACUCUUACGAAAGAUCUUUUUAACAAAAUCGUACAAGAUUCAUCUCAUAAGCUGUAUGUACUGUAUCCGGAAGAAAUCAAACUAUCGGAUGUCAGUGCCAGUGCCAAAAAAGCUUUUUGACAGCAAAUGCUAAUAACAAACAUUUUAGUGAUUUCUCAUUUUAGUAAUUUAGUGUAUAUAGUAUAAUUCUUAUUCUAUAAGUUGAAAUUUUCAUGGAGUUCGAAUAUAAUUCAGCUGACUUGUACGAGGCUUCACAUUUUUAAGCCCAAGUGAAGGCCGGCACUGUGCUGACCACUUUGGUAUUAACCCUCUACAUACACACACACAAAGAACAUUUUCACCUUAACAUUUCACGAUAGAUAUCUUAGUUGGGAUGUUAAAAAGGGAGAGAGAACGAGUGCAGGGGAAACAAUCGAGCAGUGAAAGCAUCUCUGAUCGUAGAGGUAGAGGUAGAGAAAGUUUAAACAGAAGAAAUGUUUCUAGACAGAAUUCCUCGAGUCGUGAAGUGACGUCCGAGCAACCAGUACAGACACUUGAGGUGAGAGACGUUGUCCAACUAAAAGACUUGUUUAACUAACUAAACUAUAUUUAUAUUGGGGAUGGGGAGCUAAGCUGAAUUACGAAGGACGCAGCUCAACCUGAUCAGGUCGAAGGCUUUCUAAGGGCGCCUCUGGCGGCCACCUUAUGACUCAUGUCUGAUCACGGAACACAACUACGGCACAGAAUACUAUACAGAAGUCCAUCUCCAUUGUUUUUUGCGUAAGCGCUAUUCGUUAUGAUUCGUCACUCGGCAAGUACCGUAAACAGAAGCAGUCCCCCCCUGGAAAUAUUCAAAAUGGCGCACGUCCAGGGGGUGACUAUUUCUGUUUACGGUACUUGCUGAGUGGCGAAUCAUGAGGAAUAGCGCUUACGCAAAAAACAAUGGAGAUGGACUUCUGUAUACUAUUCUGUGGCUACGGUAGCAUUGUGGAAAGGACUAACUCUUUUCUUGAGCCUGCAGUUAGACCCAUCAUCUCACUAUAGCUGCCGCGUGCCAUCAGCAUACAUGUUGUACUCAACUAGGAAAUCCAUAAUCCAUUUAACUUGUUUUCAUGUCAGGAACGACAACAACCUGUGGCAACGAGAGAAGAGGCAAAUGGGCAUUCUCAUUCAAAUAAAACGUCGCAGUCACAACAAAUGAAAGGUGAGAUGGUGCAGUGACAUGCACGAGUUGUUUUUGUGAAAACCCAUGAUAUUUCCCACAGGGUUUGUUCGAUAAACCUCCAUCUUUCAUUCCAUCUAGAUGACAUGUCGCAAGGAAGACGUGAAGCAUUUGAAGUGUUCCGCGCUGACUACCCUCAUAAUUUGAACAUCGAAGAAAACAAACGGACAUUAAAACAACGGUAAGAUUCGUCCUUCUUAAACUUUUACUUUAACAUUGCUUCAAUUAUACAGGGCUAUCGUUGAAGAUACAUGCAGAUAUUCUAACUUCCCAACUGUCGAGAAUUCGCCUCCAAAAUGUAGUCCUCGACAAGUCACAAAUGUUCGAAGUAACAAAAAUGUAUAUUCAAACAAAACAUAAAAUUUACCAAAGAUAUAUAACAAAAUUAAAAGGUUCACAAUGGUCACGAUUACGUAUAGAUAGCGCACGGGCUAUUAUCCUUCUUUCACAAUACAAUUUCUCUCUCACUCACUGUCACAGUCCAACUACGAUUGUUCCAACUCUCUUUCGUGACUAUUUCAUUCACACCCUCACUUUGACACCUAAUCAUUCCUACGUCAUGCACUAAUAAUCAAUUAAAAUAAUAAUCUUAUCUGUCAGUUCCCGACACAACGAAGCACCUUCGCUCGAAACGUCAAAGUUCUCCUUGUAUUUUCAGGUAGUUGCAUUCCUAGCAAUCCGAAGUUUUGUUAUCAUUGCUACUACCUACACUGUCACAGUCAGACCAUUCAAGAAAUUCUCAAUAUUUUCAUGACGUUUGUUAUAGAUACGGCGAAGCGAAGACUCUCGGAGAACAAGUUAACAACUCGAGGAAGAAGAUAAGUAAGUACAUAAUAUGUAUUUGGUUGCUUUUCAAGACUUGGGGACGUUUCAAUAAUUUUUUGUUCACAGAUACACUGAAGACCCAGAUUGAACAACACAGAAUACGUCGUUCUAUGCAAGGUAUUUUAUCUUUUUCACGCCUUGUAUGCAUUGCAAAAACCCUGCCGCUGCAAAUCUUUGGUGUCUUCUUGUUGCUUAUCCUGUAUUCUAAUUGACUCAAUUGAUGUAUUCUAAUUGACUCAAUUGAUGUAUUCUAAUUGACUCAAUUGAUGUAUUCUAAUUGACUCAAUUGAUGUAUUCUAAUUGACUCAAUGGAUGUAUUCUAAUUGAUGUAAUUGUAAAUCUUGUUGUUCUCAGUGGAAGACGACUAUGAUAAUGACGAGGAGGACAGAUUACGGAAUGCUACCGAAGAUGAAAAAUCCAGGUAUUACAAAGUCUAAACUGUUCUUCCUAGAGGUCCGUUAAGGACCGUCUCUUGUUGAUCUAGUGUUACUACAGGAGCAAAUCCCAAGUACCUGGAGAAAACCCGCGAUGUUUCGCAGAGUCAAACUCGGGUGCCGUCCCUGUCAAACGUACGUCCCUGUCUAUCAUGUACUAAGCACGUGUCACUGUGUAUGUCUAGAUAUAAGGAGACGUUCACUCGUCUUCGCUCUCUGAAAACGGAAAUUGAACAUUUACAACAUCUUCUUGAAAAGUCCAAAGUUCAAAUGCAGAAAGACUUUGAAGUUUGGUGGAACGAACAAUCUUCACUCACUCACAGAAGUCAGAAUAAAAACAUCUCAACAGCAUGGAAGACACCGACACCUCCGUUAUCACCAAUCAAGUCACAGGGCAACCGUCAUCGUUCAUCAAGUGAUCCUCGUUCUAGUCAGGAUUCUUCACGAUCAGACGAUCCCCGGUCUUCAAGACUACAAACCGAGGCUAGACUGACAUCUGGGCCUUUGUCAGGGGGGAUGGAUCAUUGGAAAAACCCCGUUGGGUUUGAGAAAUCUUCCAGAGAGGAUAAACGGCAUUCCUCUGCCGAGAGAAGAGACAUAAAGAACGCUUAUGAAGAUGCCAAGCGAUUCAGGUAAUCUUGUGGCGGCAAUCUUGUGGGAAACACUCGUAAAAACACACAAGUUGUAACAAACCUGCAGCAGACUUGUAGCAAUGAUGUUCCAAUAACCUGUCAACAGGAUGUGUUCGCACUGCUUGUUCCAGCUUGUUGACAAGUUAUCAACGGCUUGUUGACAACUUGCCAUAAGGUUGUUGGGCUAAACAGACUUGCUACAAAUUGUUCCAACAACUUGUUAUUUAUUGUCCUGCAAUUCAAAAUCAAAAUGAAUGACGUCACCUUUAUUCGGUCGACUGACGUCAUUAUGAAAUCCGUAUCAGGUAGAUUGUUGCACGGAUAAUCGGUAGUUUACGAUUGCUGCACAAUAGACCUUAUGCAUAAUGACGUCACAAGGCUUGAUGCCCGCGAGAGAUGCUGGUCUUAAUAGUCAUCGCACGGGAAAAUUUCGAUAGUGGCCAUUUUGAAUUUAAUUUUCCCGGGCCAUGACUACUAAGACCAGCAUUCCUCGCGGGCAUCAAGCCUUGUGACGUCAUUAUGUAUAAGGUCUAUUGGUCAAUCACUAACGAGUGUGUUUUGGUUCACGAAAUGCUAGAGAGGGCUCGAUGUCAUAUGAGGGUUUUUUUCAGGAUUUUCUCUUGGGUCCGUUUUUGCAGAGAAGGUCGAGUUUAGCUGAACAGCUGGGGUGGCUGCACCCCCUCCCCCUACCGGGGGGCUGACACCUGUACUCAAUAAAUGUAGUUGAGACGGAAUGUGUUGAAGCAGGGACACUAAGGGACACUAUAAACUGGUUAAAGAUGGCGAAUGCAUCGUUAACCAGUUUAUCUUGUAUUGUGAGAUGAAUUCCAGCCAUUUUUUUCUUAAUUGUCGGGCUUCCAACUGAAAACUAAUUUCCACACGUCACGAAAUUUAACUCAAACAACUUCAUUUUUACUGCACUGAAACUUUGGUGAGAAGAUUGAGUUUCAAAACUCAAUUCAAGAUUGAGUUUUUGGGGCCGUUUAACGGCCCUAAAAAAGCCCUGAAAAAAACCCCGCAUAUAGAUAUAGAUAAAGCAGAUAGUACACACGUAAAAAUCUUACAUUGACUUGUCAACAAGAUGUGUUCGCAACAGGCUUGUAGCAAGCUUGUCAACAAUGCUGUGACAAUGCUGUUAUUUUAUCAUGUUGCUACAAGGUUGUUACUUACAACUUUUUGACAAAUUGUUGCAACCAAAGUUUGUUAAAACCGUUCAUAAAUGGCACGUUUCACGCAUUAAUUUCGUCGCGGCAACAUGUUACGUUAACGCAACAUGUGUCAACGCGCAAUGUGUAUCAUUUUUAAAGUGCGUGUUUUCUCAACAAUCGGUUUUACACAAUAGAAAACAGAUAAUGGAAAACAGAUAAUUCUUCCGAUUGUCUACCAAUAAGGCAAAAAUCGUCCCGAACAGAUUAUCACUAAAACUUGUGUAUUUGUACCGUCGUAGUUCAUCCAAUGGCAAGAACUCAUUCAACUUAACUGGUGACAGUCGUGCAGAUGACGACAUUAUGGCGUUUAUUCGAGCAAGACAAUCCUUACUUGACCAAAAAGGUUCGUUCUUGUAAUGUCUUUGGGACCCACACCAAUCUCGUACCCAGAGCAAUGCCUGUGCGCGGGCUAGGAUGGCAUUGGCUCUUAGGGGUUCCGGUUCUUUGUCGGCAUGCACGAUUGAUAAACGUUAAACCAAUCACAGCACAGGAAAAAUUCAAUUUCUCCAGAGCCAAUGUCAUCCUACCCCGCGCACAGGCAUUGCCUGGGUACGAGAUUGGACCCGCACUGGUGGGGAUCGAACCCUUGACGUUUGUUUUGCUCACAUAAACAUAAAUUUAUUGGCACCUUUAUUAGAAUACAAAAAUUAAAUCAUUUACACACUGAAAUUCAACUAAAUAGUACAGGUUAUCUGAAAUAACAACAGUUAAUCUAGUUAGACAACUUCUGUUGUUCAUUUAAGACAUUUUGUGGUCUGGUCGCUAACAAACAAGACAGAACAGGACAGGACAGAACAAGACAGAACAGGACAGGACAGAACAGAACAAGACAGGACAGACAGAACAAUACAGGACAGAACAAGACAGGACAGGAUAGGACAGGACACAACAAGACAGAACAAAACAGAACAGAACAGAACAGAACAGAACACGAAAGCUUGUACGAAACAUACAAGAAGAAUUAAUCAAUGUUAUUAAAUCAAAUUGUUCGCAUCAAUUAAGAUUUCGUUCACUUGUUUUCUUAUGUGUAGGUUCGAACCAUAAGUAA
Molecule: messenger RNA, 27942 nt
Organism: Paramuricea clavata
Lineage: Eukaryota; Metazoa; Cnidaria; Anthozoa; Malacalcyonacea; Plexauridae
Source: the annotation of a GenBank genome assembly